GUGAAAGCUGCGCACACGCACCAAAGUGCUGGUGGAGAUACACAACGGAGCGCACGACUCAGGACUGUGUACAACGCAAUUCCAACACAAAUGGAUAUUUCCGUGGCUUUGUUAUACCUUUUCCUUUUUUCCAAACCAGCUUUGGCUUUUGGGUCAGAUCAAGACUACCAGAUAGAUAUCAUCAACGAACUUGAUUUGGCAAAUGCCACUUAUGGAAUUACCCAAGUGGCAGGACUUCACAAUAGCAGCAAGGCCUUCUUUUUUCGAGAUGCUGGGAGAGCGAUUCAAGCCCCGGCACACAUUACAGAGAAAGUCAUGCAGCUAUUCAGGAGAAAAAGUGAAUUUACCUUUUUGGCCUCCAUCCAGCAGAAGUCCUCCACAUCGGGUGUCAUAUUCUCCAUCCAUGAGUCAGAACACAGCUACUUUGAAUUGGAGAGCAGCGGCGUUCGGGAGGAGAUCCGUUACCACUAUCGCUUCAAGGGCAAGCCUCGCUCGGAGUCCUUCCCCUACCGUCUUGCUGAUGGCCAGUGGCACAAAAUUGCCCUCACUAUAAGCUCCUCCCAUCUACUUCUGCACGUUGAUUGUAACAGGAUUUAUGAGCGAGUUAUAGACCCGCCUCAGAUGGAGCUCACCCCAGGCAGUGGAGUCUGGCUGGGACAGCACAGCCACAAGCACGGCCUAUUCAAGGGCAUUAUUCAGGAUGUGAAGUUGAUAUUUGCUCCCAACGGCUACAUCACCCAAUGUCCAAACCUUAACCGCACCUGUCCAACCUGUAGUGAUUUCCUGAGCUUAGUGCAGGGCAUUAUGGACUUACAGGACCUACUCGCCAAGAUGACCCUGAAAUUAAAUUAUGCAGAGUCCAGACUGACCCAGCUUGAGGGAUGCCACUGUGAGAAGACGUGCAGUGCCAAUGGCCUUGUCUACAGGAAUAAGGAGCUUUGGGUCGAACCAGAAAAUUGUAGAAACUGUGCAUGUAAGAAUGGUGUAGUGGAGUGCCGCAGGAUUUUCUGUCCUCCUGCAAACUGCUCAGAAGACUCAUUGCCUGUACAUGUGGAUGGGACGUGCUGUAAGAAAUGCAGGCCAAAAUGCAGUUACCUGGGCCAGGUCUUUUCUGAGGGUCAGCGCUUUUUAUCCAGGAGCUGCAGGGAAUGCAAGAAUGGCUUGAUGGUGAAAGUUACAGAAACAUGUCCCGACCUCAACUGUUCUGUCAGUGAACAGAUCUUAAGGGAUGGGAGAUGCUGCAAUGUUUGCCAAGGUUAUGACUUCUGCUCAGAGGGCCUCAUCUGUGGAGACAAUUCUGAAUGUAAAAAUCGGAAUACAAAAGCGGAGUGUGAAUGCAAGAGCGGCUAUGCCUCCAUUCAUGGGGAUUCUACUUACUGUGAAGAUAUUGACGAGUGUGCAACCCAGAUGCAUUACUGCCAGUCCAACACGGUGUGUGUCAACCUGCCUGGCAGCCAUCGCUGUGACUGUUUGCCAGGCUUCACCCGAGUGGAUGAAUUUUCCUGCACUGAGCAUGACAAGUGUGCCAGCAGCCAGGACGCUUGUGAUGAGAAUGCCAUCUGCACCAACACUAUUCGAGGACACAUGUGUACCUGCAAGCCUGGCUAUGUUGGGAACGGCACCAUCUGCAAAGCUUUCUGUGAAGAGGGGUGCAGGAGUGGCGGGACGUGUGUCUCCCCCAACACAUGUGUUUGUCCUUCCGGAUUCACAGGACGCUAUUGUGAGACAGAUAUUGACGAGUGCGCAGAGGGCCUGAUUGAGUGUCACAACCACUCCCGCUGUGUCAACCUGCCUGGAUGGUACCACUGUGAAUGCAGAACUGGUUUUCAUGACAAUGGCUCCUAUCUGCUUGAUGGCAGCUCCUGCACUGAUGUCGAUGAGUGCAGUUUGCAGACACACACCUGCUGGAAUGACAGUGUGUGUGUGAAUCUACCAGGAGGCUACGACUGUGUGUGCACAUCAGGUCCAGGAUGCACUGGGGACUGUCCACAGGAAGAAGGCAUCAGAAGGAACAGAGAAGACUGGAAACCCGGCUUUGACCUAUGCACUAUUUGCUCCUGCAAGGAUGGGCAGACAUACUGUAGAAGGAAACCAUGUGACUGUGGAGACCCAGAGGAGGAUCUGUUCUGCUGUCCUAGUUGUGACAACAGACCUAGCAGCCAGUGUCUGGACCAGAGUGGUCGCACGCUCUACCGUAGCGGAGCAUCCUGGCUGUAUGGCUGCCAGCAGUGCCGCUGCAUGGAGGGGGAGGUGGACUGCUGGCCUCUGGUUUGUCCUGUGCUGAUGUGCGAGUACACGGCAGUGGCAGAGGGUGAGUGCUGCCCACGCUGCGUCACAGACCCCUGCUUGGCUGACAACCUGUCCUAUGACAUCCGGCAAACGUGCCAGGACCCCGCAGGCAUUGCUCGGCUCAGUGGGGACACAUGGCGGAUGCCCAAGUCCCCCUGCACCAGCUGCACGUGUAAAAAUGGAAACGUUUGCUGUUCGAUGGAUCUCGACUGUCUUGAAAACAACUGAAGAACUGCUUCUUCUCAUCCUUUUCUUUCGCCUCGUUUCCUUCUCUCGCCACAGGGCUGGAGCGCCCUCUUUUCCGUUAGACAAUGGAGUCCUUUGAUUUUUUUGACAGACUCUUGCACACUCUUGUGCAUGUCAUUGUGUGCACAGAAAAUACAAACACACACUCGUUGAGAUGUCGAUGUUUUUCCCCAGUAACGAUUGACAGGAUGUGACUGUACGUGGCUCAGAAGGUGCCUAAGUUACUCCCACUACUCAAUUGUGUGUCUUUGUUUUGGAUAUUUUCAUUUAAGCUCUAAACCACAUGCUUGAUUUAUAGCCUUUUAAGAGCUUGGUAAUGAGGUCAAGGAAGAGCCAUAUAGAAUGUUAUCAUCAACAUGCUCGAUGUAAUGCAUCUUCUUAUGCAGCUUUUCCAAAAGGAGCAUUCAUUCACUUUCACUUGCUAACAAAAAUGACUUCACUUGUGCAACUCACCAGUUUAGAUCAGUGCAGAAAUUGGACAUCCAAAUCGUGUGCUUAAAAUUAAAGAUGCUGUAUGUAAGCAUUCAAGUUUAAAACACAUAACAUGAUGGGGAUAUUAGGAUUGUUUGGAUAUGAAUAGAAGGCUGUCAAAUAAUUAUUCCACACUGUGUUACAGCAAUAUCUACCGAAGUUAACCCACUGACCUCUGCCCAACCGUGCAAUACCACUUUUUUACCUCAGGAGGCAAUAGUGACUCACUGUAGCAAGUCAGCCUCAGUUCAAGGAUGGAGACAAUAACUAAACCCAAAUCUAUGAAGAAAUCCAACAGAGCAAUCAACAUUGUUUGCUAUUGACAAAAAAAAACUGUCAUUUCAAAAAUAGUGGUGUUAAUUUUUUUUAAAAUUUUCCUAAAGCUACAUUAUGAUCACGUGCUAAAAUCUGAGCUAUGCAAGUGACAGAAGAAACUAUACCGAUCACAAGAUACGAUUAGUUUUAGCCAACUUUAUCACAUCGUGUUUUUUUUUUCUUUGAGCUUAUUAUGGGAUGGAUUUUAGAAUGUUCUUCUUACGUAAACCUUAGGUAUAGCACCUUUUAUUUGCAAUGUGUGUAUAUAUGUGUCAUAAUGUUGCUGUGACACCUCAAAUUUAAUGUUUUUUUUUCUCACAAUAAUUGACAGUUACACAUGCACAAUGAAAAUCUACUUGAUUAAAGCUUUCUCCAGCCUAAUGUCCAUUUGAGGAGUAUUAUAGGGUACAUUGUUCAAUGGCAUCACAGCAGGGAUGUAGUUGUCGUCUGUCCCUACUGAGCUUUUAACAUUAUUGUCUGUAAUGCUUCGUUUAGCCUCUGAUAAAGCUGAUGUCCAGCAUGUGUGGCAGCAGUGUGAUGAUGCGCUACAGCAUUUUGUAGGCCAGGCAAGCAAGCAGUGCUGGUGUACAUUGAUAAACUGGUGGACUUUAUGGAGGGUCAGUUGCCUCUGUCAUGUCCCCUGGCUGCUCAGCUCUGCACUGUAUUGCACACAUGUGACAGGGAGACAUUCAAAAAGGGAAGGGGGAAGAUUUGGUAUAAUUAAAGCCCCGGUCGUCUGGAUUUGAGUAUGCCAGGAGGUCACGGUGUCCAAUUUGUUUACAGACGGUCAGACUCAUUAAGACAGAAAAUGUCAGUGGUCUUUCUGCUGUACUUCAGAUGUUAACACCCCAGAUUCACUCCUGUCCUCUCCUCCAUCAUACUAAUGUUUGUCUAGAGAGGACGUACGUGUCCCUUUAGUGUCGCAUCGAUCACACUUUGAGUCCAUCACUGUCAGUGAUGCAUUUUUUUCACCACAAGAAGUGAGAUGGAUUUCCAACAUAGUGUCCACAUUUUUGUGUUAGCACAGACCCUGGAAUGAAAUCUUUGUCACAUUCUGUUGGAUACUGCCAUAAAACAUCUGGUUUGCCGGGGUCACCUUUUGGUCACAUGACAAAGUUAUUCAGUACACUUGUCAGUAAAAGUGAUACAACGGUAAACACUUAGAACUGGUAGCAGUGGCAGUCAUUUGUUACCGGCCACAACCUCAGGUAGACUUGCACAAUCUAAUGAGCUUCAAUACAGUGGUCAGUCUUGAUUGACUCGGAGUGAGUCAGUGAGGUAAUCAUUUAACAAUAUGCUUAUUAUAAAACAUUUCACCCUACAGUCCUAGGGCCCACUUAGCUACGAUAGUUACAUAAUAUAGUUACAUCUCUGAUUAUGUCACGUAUUACACAAUAAUGAUAACAAUGACUCACUCAUUCACAUUCUAUCGCUUAGAGCUGGAGCUUAUCCCAGCAGACUUUGGUCAUGAGGUGGGUUACACUCUGCAUUGGUCAUCAGUCAGUCACAGGGUAGAUCUCAUUAGAUUAUCUGUGUAGAUUCUCAGUCAUCUCGGUCAUGGUAAUGGUUUAAUUUGUUUUGAACAUGCAUACAAGUUACAUUGUAAUACAUCACAUAGUGCAAUUCACAGUUCUACACGUCCAAAAAGGAAUAGGGAGAAGUUAUUUAAUCCUACCUCCCCCUCCGUUUCACAUCAAUUGCAAUACAUUUGUUCACAUGCUGUAUUCCAAAUGUACUCUUUACCAGUUUUAAAUUCAUGGGAAAAUGGUAAGGUGAUAUAACAAUGUGGUAAAAAUGGGAGUCAAAGUUGUAUCGAGGAAAAGGCUUCUUGAGACGUCAUCUGUACUUCUGUG
Messenger RNA from Dunckerocampus dactyliophorus (ringed pipefish), 5174 nucleotides. RefSeq names its product protein kinase C-binding protein NELL1-like. Lineage: Eukaryota; Metazoa; Chordata; Actinopteri; Syngnathiformes; Syngnathidae. The record is from RefSeq and is a predicted model, not a curated record. Gene Ontology annotation, molecular function: protein binding; calcium ion binding. The transcript has 20 exons. Bases 91 to 2517 code for a protein of 808 amino acids.